AUGUUUCCUCCAAUCGUCUCGAAAUCCGAGCUUCUCGCCAACUUUGACACUUUCGUCUUCGAUGCCGAUGGCGUGCUCUGGACGGGAGAUGUGCCUGUGCCGGGAGCAGCCGAUUGGAUCAAUACUUUGCUGAACGACGAGUCAAAGUCCGUGUUCAUCACCACGAAUAACUCGACGAAAACUUUAGAGCAGUACAUGUAAGUUUGAAGAGAUCUGUCCGACUGUUUCUCCAAUAAUAUUCAGGCAAAAAGUCGGCAAAAUGGGCUUCGGUCGUCUCGGAAAACGAAAUCUGAUCAGUCCGGCCAUCGUGCUCAUCGAUUACUUGCUGACGAACUCUGAAAAGUUCAAGGACGAGUGGAUCUAUCUGAUCGGAGUGGAGAAUCUGAAAACGAGUCUGGAAGAAGGGGGCGGAGUCAAGUGUUUCGGGACCGGAGAGGAUCACAAGAACGACUAUACGGACGGAGAUUUCAUUUUCGAAGUGGACGUGACGAGGAAGCCGAAGGCCGUCGUCGUGAGUUUCGACUCGCAUUUCAGGUGAGCGGGCAAAUGGUCCCUUUCGCUUGAAGUCAAAUGUUUCAGCUAUCCGAAACUGAUGAAAGCGGCCAAUUACCUGGCAGAUCCCCACGUCGAAUUGCUCGUUUGCAAUGAGGACACCACGUUUCCGGGGCCCGUUCGCGGGAUGAUCCUGCCGGAGACUGGUCCUUGGUCGGCUGCCAUUCAAAACGUUUCGGGGCGGAAACCGACGGCGGUGUUUGGGAAACCACACAAACAAAUGGCCGACUUUUUGAAGUCUAGAGUCGACGCGAACAAGUUCGAUGCGACACGGACGGUGAUGUUCGGAGAUCGACUCGACACUGACAUGAUGUUCGGCAAAAGAAACGGGUGA
Caenorhabditis sp. 36 PRJEB53466 is the source of this 886-nucleotide messenger RNA. NCBI's taxonomy places the organism in Eukaryota, Metazoa, Nematoda, Chromadorea, Rhabditida, Rhabditidae. The record is from the annotation of a GenBank genome assembly.